AUGGAGGAGACUCCGCAUUACUCACGUGUAGUUGAUGAACCAGAGUCACUGAAUGUAGUGACUGGUCGUAGUAUCUACUAUGGCAUGCGGCCCUGGCGUUGCGAUGAUCGUUUUCAGGAUUUGUUGGCGUCAUUUACACAUUUGGAUUCCCUUUCCGUUCAGCUUCACCUCAUGAAGUUGCUAUGGCGUUGUGCUCGCUCUGAGGGAGGUGCGGAGCCUCUUGAUAAUUACAAACGGCUGGGGAGAGGUGAGGUUAUGUUCUAUGUGGAACGGCAUCGUAGCGGAAUGAUGCGAACUGGUGUUUUGGAGAGGUACCCCUACAACCAAAAUGAGUUGCAGCGGAUUAUUGAAGAAGAUGGACUGAAGAUGCGUGUCUGGCGUCACCAGCGUGCGAUGGAGAUGGAGGCUAAAGAGGGAAAAAUUGACGAUCUUCUUAGUGCGAACGUAAUAAGGGGGAUCAAAAAGUCACCGGAAGACUGA
Trypanosoma grayi is the source of this 480-nucleotide messenger RNA. RefSeq lists its product as hypothetical. Lineage: Eukaryota; Euglenozoa; Kinetoplastea; Trypanosomatida; Trypanosomatidae. The transcript has a single exon. The record is from RefSeq and is a predicted model, not a curated record. The coding region runs from base 1 to 480 and encodes 159 amino acids.